This is a messenger RNA of Oikopleura dioica, 930 nucleotides long. Lineage: Eukaryota; Metazoa; Chordata; Appendicularia; Copelata; Oikopleuridae. The record is from the annotation of a GenBank genome assembly.
AUGAAGCUCUUUUCAACCCUUUUUCCUGCCGCCGCUCUCGCUUCCUGCCCGACCAAGUGGACUUUAGAUGCAUCAACCAGCAACUGCGUCCCCGAUGGAGCUUUUGCAUUCACCUGUAACGGCGAUGGAACUGUGGAUUUGACUCUAGAGAUUGAGCACUUCUACACGAAUAUUCCAGCAGACACGACAACUCUGGUUGCCGGGCUAGUAAACGAUGGAUGGACACAAGACUCAAAUUUAUUUAAAAUAACGUCGGCUCCGCUUACCUUCUCUCAAGCAGCUGCACAAACGAUCACAGGAACCUACACGGUUUCCACUUCUGUUGCUGGAGAAACAACUUGGACUUCCGGAUCUUCUGUUACCAUUGUUACGGCUGAUGCAGGACCGAUAUCUUACGAUGUCACGUGUGAGUUCUCCACUGCAGUCAGUCUUCAACUUGGACAAAUAGCGAUUGGCGAUGGCAAUACUUAUGAUGGAAAUGAUGACACGACCGACUUGACCUUCACCUCUUUGCUAGAAAAAGUUGACGCGGCGACAGGGACCGCAACAGCAGCAACUUCGUGGAGCAUCGGAGAAACAGUCAAGCUAACACUCACGCCCCCAGCUGCCCUAACCGAUGUCAUUAUCAGUAUCGAAAGCUGCCUCGCCUACUCUGACUCUGCUUACUCCGCCGAUGAAAUUUACAUCACGCACGGAACUUGCUCAAACGCCAACAUAGGCGCAGCCAUUGUCGAUCAAUCCAGCAUCAUAAGUUUCGAAGCCUUUCAAUAUGAUAGCGCAGCUAGUGAAUACGCCUACAUCGAGUGCAACCUCCAAGUCUGCCUUUCUAGCGAUGGAUCAACAGCGGAUCUGGCCGCAUGUGGUGAUAUUAUUACAGCGAAUGAGGCUUCUGCGUCUGCCGAUGCUUCGACAAACGGCCUUACUUGCUAA